AUGGCGAAAAAUCUUUCAGCACAAGAGAUUAUCAAGACCUUGAAUCUCUCCCCACAUCCAGAAAAAGGGUACUACGUCGAGACCUUCCGCGACCGCCAUUCAUCAAACACUCGCUCGCACAGCACCUGUAUUUAUUAUCUUCUCGAGGGAGAAAGUGGCCUCUCGCAAUGGCACCGUGUUCUCGAUGGCACCGAGGUAUGGCACUACUACGCUGGCGCCCCUAUGCAACUAUCACUAUCCUGGGAUGAUGGGAAACCCACCCGGGACAUGAUUCUGGGCAUUGAUUUUGCAAAGGGCGAACGGCCACAGGCUAUCGUUGAGCGUGGAGAGUGGCAGCAUGCGAGGAGUCUAGGUGAUUGGACACUCGUGGGGUGUACGGUGGCGCCGGCCUUCUUAUUCGAGUCGUUUGAGAUGGCUGAAAUGGGAUGGGAACCUCGCUCGGCCACUGAAGGCGAGGUCCACGACUAA
This is a messenger RNA of Penicillium roqueforti, 468 nucleotides long. RefSeq names its product cupin domain-containing protein. NCBI's taxonomy places the organism in Eukaryota, Fungi, Ascomycota, Eurotiomycetes, Eurotiales, Aspergillaceae. Gene Ontology annotation, cellular component: intracellular anatomical structure. The coding region runs from base 1 to 468 and encodes 155 amino acids. The record is from RefSeq and is a predicted model, not a curated record. The transcript has 2 exons.